This is a messenger RNA of Euleptes europaea (tarantolino), 3462 nucleotides long. It is a transcript of the gene ADCY1, whose product is annotated as adenylate cyclase 1. NCBI's taxonomy places the organism in Eukaryota, Metazoa, Chordata, Lepidosauria, Squamata, Sphaerodactylidae. Gene Ontology annotation, cellular component: plasma membrane. The coding region runs from base 1 to 3462 and encodes 1153 amino acids. Gene Ontology annotation, biological process: adenylate cyclase-activating G protein-coupled receptor signaling pathway; cAMP biosynthetic process; intracellular signal transduction. The transcript is spliced from 20 exons. The record is from RefSeq and is a predicted model, not a curated record. Gene Ontology annotation, molecular function: adenylate cyclase activity.
AUGAAUGGCCCGGGCAUGGAGGCGAGGGCCGCCCCCACCGCCGAGAAGGCGAGCAAGAAGCAGCGCUGCCGCGCGUGCUGCUGCUCCGCCGCGGCCGGGCCGCCUCCGCCGGCCGCCGGCGGGCCCCCCGGAGCGGCGUCAGGGGGCGGCGUGGGGGGUCCCGGGCCGCCGGCGCUGCUGGACGCCGCGGCGUGCGAGGGCCAGUUCGACUGCAAGGAGCUGGAGUCCCUCUUCCAGAACUACAACCUGAAGCUGGAGCAGACGUCCACCCUCAAGGCGCUGGCCGUGCUCAUCGUGCUGACGGGCAGCCUGGCCCUGCUGGAGCUCCUGGCCGGCCCCAGCCUGACCAUCAGCAAGGGCUCCCACCCGGUGCACUGCAUCAUCUUCCUCUCCCUCUUCAUCGUCACCAACGUCAAGUACCUGCAGGUCACCCAGCUCCAGCAGAUCGUCAAGCUCACCUUGCUCUUCGCCUUCACCUUCGCCUUCCUCUGCUGCCCCUUCUCCCUGGGCGCCUACGGCCUGGAGCCCCCCAGCGCCCCGGAGCAGGGCAUGUGGCAGCUCAUGCUGGUCACCUUCAUCUCCUACGCCCUCCUGCCCGUCCGCACCCUCCUGGCCGUCCUCUUCGGCUUGGUGGUGACCGUCUCCCAUCUCAUCGUCGCCGCCACCUCGGUCCGGGCCAAGAGGCAGCCCCUCUGGAGGACGCUUGUGGCCAAUGCUAUCCUUUUUGUCAGUGUAAAUUUGUAUGGGGUCUUUGUGAGGAUUUUGACAGAGAGGGCACAGAGGAAGGCUUUCCUUCAGGCCAGGAACUGCAUAGAGGACAGGCUGAAGCUGGAGGAUGAAAAUGAAAAACAGGAGAGACUCUUGAUGAGCCUUUUGCCCAGGAAUGUUGCCAUGGAAAUGAAAGAGGACUUCCUGAAGCCGCCUGAAAGGAUUUUCCACAAGAUUUACAUUCAGAGGCACGACAAUGUCAGCAUAUUGUUUGCGGACAUUGUUGGGUUCACCAGCUUGGCGUCGCAGUGUACCGCUCAAGAACUGGUGAAGCUUCUGAACGAACUCUUUGGGAAGUUUGAUGAAUUGGCUACAGAAAACCACUGCAGAAGGAUAAAAAUCCUAGGUGACUGUUACUACUGUGUAUCAGGACUGACACAGCCCAAAACGGAUCAUGCCCACUGCUGUGUCGAAAUGGGAUUGGAUAUGAUUGACACCAUCACAUCGGUAGCUGAAGCCACUGAAGUAGAUCUCAAUAUGAGAGUCGGCCUGCACACCGGGAGGGUGCUCUGCGGCGUCUUGGGUCUUCGCAAAUGGCAAUACGAUGUUUGGUCAAACGAUGUGACUCUUGCUAAUGUAAUGGAGGCUGGGGGGUUGCCUGGGAAGGUGCAUAUAACAAAGACCACCUUAGAGUGCCUAAAUGGUGACUAUGAGGUAGAACCAGGGUAUGGCUAUGAAAGGAACAGUUUCUUGAAGAAGCAUAACAUUGAAACCUUUUUCAUUGUGCCAUCUCAUCGGAGGAAGAUAUUUCCAGGGCUUAUUCUCUCUGACAUAAAGCCUGCCAAAAGAAUGAAGUUCAAGACUGUCUGUUACCUGCUGGUCCAACUCAUGCAUUGCCGUAAAAUGUUUAAAGCCGAGAUACCUUUCUCCAACGUCAUGACCUGCGAAGAUGACGACAAGAGGAGGGCAUUAAGGACGGCCUCUGAAAAGCUCAGGAAUCGUUCUUCUUUUUCUACAAACGUGGUCUACAGCACUCCCGGAUCUCGAGUGAACCGAUACAUUGGCCGUUUAAUCGAAGCCCGGCAAACGGAGUCGGAGAUGGCAGACCUACAUUUUUUUACCCUGAAGUAUAAACAGAUUGAGCGUGAGCAAAAGUAUCACCAGCUUCAGGACGAAUAUUUCACCAGUGCUGUAGUCUUGUCACUAAUUCUAGCUGCCUUAUUCGGCCUUGUCUACCUUUUGAUAAUCCCACAGAGUACCGUCGUCCUUGUCCUCCUGGUCUUCUGCAUAUGCUUCCUGGUGGCGUGUAUCAUGUACCUACAUGUCACUCGAGUACAAUGUUUUCCAGGGUGCCUGACAAUACAAAUUCGAACCGUUUUGUGUGUUUUUAUUGUGAUCUUAAUUUACUCAGUGGCACAAAGCUGUGUGGUGGGUUGUAUGCCUUGGGUCUGGAGUUCUAAUUCCAGCAGUUCAAUAGUUAUCAUUUCUCCCGGUGGGACGAACGAGACAAUGAGCGAACUUCCAUGCGAUUCGGCCCAUUAUGCGUUCCUCUCUUGCAUUGUGGGGACUCUGACCCUGGCAAUAUUUUUACGCGUAUCUUCCUUGCCAAAAAUGAUCCUCCUGCUUUGUGUGACAAUUUUGUACAUAGUCAUUUUGGAACUCAGCGGAUACCGAAAAGCAGAGGGGGGUGGCUCCUUUUAUAUACGUGGCAGUGAACCCGUAUUAGCCAUUUUGCUGUUUUCCUGUGCUUUAGCACUUCAUUCUAGGCAGGUGGAUUUGAAACUACGUCUGGACUACCUCUGGGCUGCACAGGCAGAAGAAGAAAGAGAUGAUAUGGAGAGAGUGAAGCUGGACAACAAGAGAAUUCUCUUCAAUCUGUUGCCAGCUCAUGUUGCACAACAUUUUCUCAUGUCUAACCCGAGGAACAUGGACCUGUAUUACCAGUCGUACUCACAAGUGGGAGUGAUGUUUGCUUCCAUUCCAAAUUUCAACGAUUUUUACAUUGAGCUGGAUGGAAACAACAUGGGAGUGGAGUGUUUGCGCCUGUUAAAUGAAAUCAUUGCAGAUUUCGACGAGCUUAUGGACAAAGAAUGUUAUAAAGAUAUUGAAAAAAUCAAGACUAUUGGCAGCACAUACAUGGCAGCAGUGGGGCUUGUGCCAACUACUGGCACCAAGGCAAAGAAAUCAAUUUAUGCCCACCUCAGUACACUUGCUGAUUUUGCAAUAGAAAUGUUUGAUGUUCUUGAUGAAAUCAACUAUCAGUCUUAUAAUGACUUUGUUCUCCGAGUUGGUAUUAACGUGGGCCCUGUAGUGGCUGGCGUUAUUGGUGCCAGAAGACCCCAAUAUGACAUCUGGGGUAACACUGUAAAUGUCGCUAGCAGGAUGGAUAGUACGGGAGUGCAAGGUAAAAUUCAGGUUACAGAAGAAGUGCAGCGAAUACUGAAAAGGUGCAAUUAUGAGUUUGUGUGUCGGGGCAAAGUCAGCGUCAAAGGGAAAGGCGAAAUGUUGACUUACUUUCUCGAAGGGAAGUCUAAUGGGAGUAACUCACAAACGCGGUCUUUGAACUUAGAACGUAAAAUGUACCCCUACGGACGAGCCAACAUUCAGACUAAACUGGGCACGAGUUGCCCGUCGAUGUCCUCUUCCCCCAACCUUCCAGCAAUUGCUGGGACUGCAACGCUCCAACCACCGUCAACCCACACAAAUCUGACGCUCCAUUACCUUCCCUCUGUGCCAGCCAUAAAAGAGGCAUGA